Messenger RNA from Lepus europaeus (European hare), 964 nucleotides. It is a transcript of the gene SEBOX, whose product is annotated as SEBOX homeobox. The transcript is spliced from 2 exons. Lineage: Eukaryota; Metazoa; Chordata; Mammalia; Lagomorpha; Leporidae. Gene Ontology annotation, molecular function: DNA binding. The annotation marks the transcript as partial. The record is from RefSeq and is a predicted model, not a curated record.
GCAAAGGGUGGGCAGGGCGUGGCGGGGGAAGGUGGAAGGUGGGGAGCAGGGGCUUCGGGGUCUGUUCCCAGGCGGUGGAGGCUCUUGCUGGGACUUCUGGCUUUGUCCCUGCCAGGCCGUGCCAGUGGUUUGGGUCCGCCCCGGAGAAAGCGGACCACCUUCAGUAGAGGGCAGCUGCUGGAGCUGGAGCGGGUGUUUGCGGCCUGGCCCUACCCUGACAUCAGCACCCGUGAACACCUGGCCCGGGUCACCCACCUUCCUGAGGCCAAGAUCCAGGUAUGGUUCCAGAACCGCCGGGCUAAGCGAAUCAAGAACAGGAAGCCAGGAGACUUGAUCCCCAGGCCUGAGUCCCCCCAGAGUUCCUACUCUCUACCACACACCCCUCUACAUCCCUCGGAGCCCCAAAUGCUGGGCCAGCCUCUGCCUGCCACCAGCACAGCUGAGUGCCCUUCUGAGUGUCUGCAUGCCUCCCGUUUAGCUCCUCCUUUGGGUUCCAGCCAGGGCUGGGCAGGGGCUAAGGCUACAGCCCCAAGGGGACUGGCUGGGGCUACAGUGGUCCACCCUUCUUUGGAGCGAGCUACUUCUCAGACCUCACUAGGCAGGUUGUCUGACCUCAUCUAUGCCUCGGCCAUUGUCACCAACGUGGACCAUUCUUAAUCUACAUCCAGAACUUGCAGGCCCCCUUCUUUGGCUCCUGCGGCACACCUUGCCUUUCCUAAGACUGAACAUCUGUGAAGUGGACCCUUGCCCCUCCUUUUACACAGGGGAGUGCUUUUAUGGGGAGUUUAGCUCAGGAAUUCCCCCAGGUCCUGCACGGUGACUGGGGGCAUGGCUCCUGCUGCCCAGACUCUGGCCCCUCCUGGGACAUACGUCUGUCAUCUGGGCAGGAGGUACCUUCAGAAGGAUGGGGGGAGGCUGUUUCUCAAUACUCCUAUCAGACCUGGUUUCCAAUUCUCACCCCAAC